CUCGGAAAGACGUCACCUUUAAGUUUUCAGAAAAUGGGAAAAUAUCAACUUGGAAGUUGGAAUCAUGCAGCGUGGUUUCAUAUCAUGAGAAAGCGGAUUGCGGAAGAUCUCUGGGCUCUACUUAGUCUGCUCAACUCAAGAUGUCAAAAUGAUGGGGAUUGAGCAGGGAAAUGAUACAAACGUGAUCAGGAUUGAACAAGAAGAGGAUACAAAUAUGAGCAGGAUGUUACAAAAUGAUGAUACAAACAUCAAGAUUGAACAAGUAUAUGAUACAAACAUGAGCAGGAUUGAGCAGGGAGAUGAGACAAAUUUGAUCAAGAUUAAGCAAGAAGAUGAUACCAACAUAAUCAGGAUCAAACAAGAAGAUGAUACAAAUAUGGUCAGGAUUAAACAAGAAGAUAAUACAAAUAUGGUCAGGAUUACACAAGAAGAUGAUACGAUUAGGAUUGAGCAAGGAGAUACUACACAUGUUAUCAGGAUCAAGCAAGAGGAGAAAGAGAAGGACACAAUCCGCAAUGCUUUAGCAGAUGAAGUAUGGAUGAAAGAGAAAGUAGAGGAGGUGAAAGAAAAAAAGUCUGUCAGUUCUGCUGGUAGAGGUCGGAUGUCUGUUGAUGAAGGAGAUUCGGCUACAGAAACACAAUAUUUGAAAGAAAAAGGUACGUCAAUCAACAGUGGUGAUGAGUUUCAUCUUAAGAUACAGUUUGGAGAAAAGUUAGUUCAGAGGAAUGUUCCAGAAUCAAGUAGAGAAGAAGAUAAAUGUUUAAACUGUAAAAAAGAAUUUCCUUGUAAAUGUGAUGGUCAAAAUCAUGUGGAGGAAAGGCCACAUGGGUGUUCUUACUGUUACAAAAGAUUUUCUUUUAAAAGCAGGCUGAACGAUCAUAUCAGGACACACACAGGAGAAAAGCCAUACCAAUGUUCAUUAUGCAAGAAAAGAUUUUCUGCAAAAUUCUCCAUGGACAGGCAUCUGAGAAUACACACAGGAGAAGCCCCAUACCAAUGUUCAGUUUGUGACAAAAGAUUUUCUCAAAAAUCUGCUCUGAACUAUCAUCUCAAGACACACACAGGAGUAAAGUCAUUUAAUUGUUCAUUAUGUCAGAAAAGUUUUUUUCAUAAGGGUGGUUUAACCUUCCAUCUCAGAAUACACAUAGGAGAAAAGCCCUACAAAUGUCUAUUAUGUGAGAAAAGAUAUUCUCAAAAUGGUGAUUUGAACCGUCAUAUCAGGACACACAGAGGAGAAAAGCCCUACAAAUGUUCAUUGUGUGAGAAAAGAUUUUCUGAAAAGAGUGGUCUGAACCGUCAUCUCAGGACACACACAGGAGAAAAGCCAUUUAAAUGUACAUUAUGUGAAAAAAGUUUUCCUUCUAAAGACAAACUGAACCGUCAUAUCAGGAUACACACUGGAGAAAAAUCGUACAAAUGUUUGUUAUGUGAGAUAAGAUUUUCUCAAAAAUCCUCCCUGUACAGGCAUCUCAGAACCCAUACAGGAGAAAAGCCAUACAAAUGUGCAUUAUGUGAGAAAAAAUUUAAUCAUAAGAGUAUGCUGACCCAUCAUCUCGGGAGGCACAUGGGAGAAAAGCCGUAUGAAUGUACAUUAUGUGAGAAAAGAUUUUCUGAAAAAUACACUCUUAACAAUCAUCUCAGAACCCAUACAGAAGAAAAGCCAUUCAAAUGUUCAUUAUGUGAGAAAAGAUAUUCUCAAAAGAGUGAUCUGAACAAACAUAUCAGGGGACACAUACCAGAGAAAAGCUGUACAAAUGUUCAUUAUUUAAGAAAACGUUAAGCCGAAGGUACAAUCUGACCUGUCGUGUCCGAACACACACAGGAGAAACGCCAUAGAAAUGUUUAUUAUGUGAGAAAAUAUUAAUUUUCGUAAGAGAAUGAUCUGAUAUGUCAUCUCAAUACAUACAUUGGAUAUAAGCCAUAUAAAUGUUUCUCAUGCAGUGAGUAGGCAGGUCCUUAAAAAGUGGCUUCUUUCUUCCAAGUGAUAUUCAUGACUAGAAAGGUUUAUUUUUACCUGACAGUUGUUUUAACACUUUAUUUUAGUUUCAACCCAGUUGAUUUUUAAAUCAUAAUGAAGCUGAAGAUUAAUGCUUCAAAGCCUAUCUUUAGUUUUGGUAAAUCUUCCCCAAAGUGCAUUUUGCUAAUAUUGUAAUUCAUUACUAAAUUAUAUCAAUGCAUGCCCAAGACAUUUGAUUUAGUAGAUAAUUUUUCAGAUUUUACUUCAAAAUUUCAUUUUAUCAGGUUCCCGAUCAAGAUUAUAUAUCUGUGUAGAUAUAUAACACGCAUGGAAUGAGCUGAAAAUGAUUGAAAAAUAUACAACUUAAAAUACAAAAGACCCGAAUAGCAGAAUGCUCUCUGUAAUCGUAGUUUUCCCCGAGGUAUUGUAGUCUUUUCAGCUAUUGGGUAAUUGAUCAAUACACAGUGUGUGUCUUCUUGGCAUGAUCUGACCAAUGCAUUCAUGUUUUUUAUGCACACCAGAGGACCGUUUCAUAAAGCUGUUCGUAAAUUAAGAGCGACUUUAAAGAACGACUGGUGAACCUUUCUUACGCGCAUAACCAAAUCGCCUAUGAAUAUACCAUUUACCUAAAGAAAGGAUCACCAGUCAUUCUUAAUGAAACACCCACCUGGUUUCUAUUUCAUACUUGUUCCAUUACAUUUUAUUUGCUAUUUUGUCUAUUUUGUACUUGUCCCAAUACUGUUUAUUUGUCUUGAGCUCUCUACAGACUAGAUUUUGUGCUUUACAAGUCACGUUGCUGUUUAAUUAUUCAAUUUUUACUUUGUUGAUGCUUGUUUUAAGAUUCUUUUCAUUCAUAAUUACCGUAUCCCUUGCUUUAAUUUGCAUAAAUCAGUUUAUUUGAUAAAAUGGUGAUAUGGAUCAGUCAUAGCUAAUAGGCAAAUUUGCUAAUGACUUGUUGUAUAUUGACUUGCAUGACUUCAACGAAUGAAUGCAGAUAUCAAUGUCAUAAUCCUACAAGGGUUGCAUUGAAAUCUGUUUCAAAACACCUUUUCAAUAACUUACAUUAUAAUUGUUUAAUUAACACUUGUCAGUAUUAAUUUUUUAAGUUAACUUCAUGGGAAAGAGGUUUGCAAAUAUGUUUACUUACUCAUGUAGGAUUAUGACAUUGGCAUCUGGAUUCAUUCAUAGAAUUGGAGUCAGUUCCAUAAUUCUUGGCACAACUCAAAAUUUACAUCACUGCAAAAAAUACCUACUGAUUAUCCAAGCGUGAAGAUGUACCACAUAAAUAUGGUAUCACAUUAUUUGGGAGAAGUUACUCUUACCAGCCAUAUAUAAUGAUUAUGCGUUAAUGACACAUAUGUUCUUUAAAUUGGGGAUUUGUGAGGUGUCAAGUAUUUUUUUUACUCUCAUGGUAUAACCGUUGCAUUUAAGAAAUGCACAAAAUGGCAUAUACAGUAACUGUAGUCUUUGGAGUCAGCUUGAGUUUACAAUAUUGAUAUUACAUGUAGAUGUUAGAAUGUGUAUUAUUAAAAUAAGUACUGAUAGACAUGAUGAUAAUGUUGAUGAUGUAACAAUAAUAAUAAUAAUUAUAACAGUUAAACUAUACCUAUGGAACAUCAGAAAAACUUUUGAGGAACAUUAUGAAAAUGUGUUUACUGGGUAAAUGUCUUUGGUCAUAUGGAAUUUUAAAUUUACUUCUUGGUUGAUCAAUGAAUAAAGUUGUCACGUCACAUUCUGACUAAAUAGAAUUGUAAAUUAACUUGUCAUUGAUUGGUAAAGAAAUGACAUCAUAUAAUCUGGUCAUAUGAUUUCAAAUAUAUUCUUUAUUGAUGUAUAUGUAGGUCAAUAAAAUGCGUCGUAUUCAUGUCAUAAUCUUGUCAUAUAAGCACCUGCAUAUAAGAACGCAAAAUAAACUUGUUGAAAGUGGUCAAAAUCACCAAUAUUACUAUUUUUAUGACCAAUUCAUGACAUUGCUACGACCAUGUUUUGACGAAAUAUCAUUGCGCGGACGCUUAAUUUUGGGCUAAUGACCGACCAUGGAGGUAUAAAAAAGGGGAAGGAGUACCAUAGCCAUGUUUGAUGCCGCAGGGAUAACAUAUGUCGGGCAUGUGUUUCAUAGACAAUAUAUUCAUUAGAAACGCACUAGUAUAUAUUGAAAAUAAUGAUAUAAGUUUGAAUAUUUUACCUACAUGUAGGCAUACUCAACCCUUACUUUUUAUCCAAAGGGAAAGCUAUGAAAAGAAUGACUGUCUCUUCAGUCAGCGGCUGGUCCUCAAAAAGUAUGAAUUCAUAUGUAUGUAUAGUGAUAUUCAUGACUAGAAAGGUUUUACAUAUUUAAUGAGCUGGGUGCGGACCAGAACACCUCGUUUAAUUCGGUAAUUUCUGCUCAUAAUAUUUGCUAUAUUUCAUAAAUUUGGUAUCAUUGUAAA
Lytechinus pictus (painted urchin) is the source of this 4386-nucleotide messenger RNA. RefSeq names its product zinc finger protein OZF-like. The record is from RefSeq and is a predicted model, not a curated record. Gene Ontology annotation, biological process: regulation of transcription by RNA polymerase II. Gene Ontology annotation, molecular function: DNA-binding transcription factor activity, RNA polymerase II-specific; RNA polymerase II cis-regulatory region sequence-specific DNA binding. Bases 149 to 1780 code for a protein of 543 amino acids. The transcript is spliced from 3 exons. Lineage: Eukaryota; Metazoa; Echinodermata; Echinoidea; Temnopleuroida; Toxopneustidae. Gene Ontology annotation, cellular component: nucleus.